AUGGACCACACCUACACCACCAUCCGGGUGCCGGUGGCCGCCUCGGUGAGAGAAGUCAUCAGCGCAGUUGCGGACAAGCUGGGCUCCGGGGAAGGCCUGAUCAUCGUCAAGAUGAGCUCCGGAGGAGAAAAGGUGGUGCUCAAACCUAAUGAUGUUUCAGUAUUUACGACGCUCACCAUUAAUGGACGCCUGUUUGCUUGCCCGAGAGAGCAAUUCGAUUCACUGACUCCCUUGCCAGAACAGGAAGGCCCAACUGUCGGAACAGUGGGAACUUUUGAACUGAUGAGCUCGAAAGAUUUAGCAUACCAGAUGACAAUUUAUGAUUGGGAACUCUUCAACUGCGUGCAUGAGCUGGAGCUAAUCUACCACACAUUUGGAAGGCAUAAUUUUAAAAAGACCACAGCAAACUUGGAUUUGUUUCUGAGGAGAUUUAAUGAAAUUCAGUUUUGGGUUGUCACCGAGAUCUGCCUUUGUUCCCAGCCCAGCAAGCGUGUUCAGCUCUUAAAGAAAUUUAUUAAAAUAGCAGCCCACUGCAAGGAGUACAAAAAUCUGAAUUCCUUUUUUGCCAUCGUCAUGGGGCUAAGUAAUGUUGCUGUGAGCCGCCUGGCACUCACGUGGGAGAAGCUGCCAAGCAAGUUCAAGAAGUUCUACGCGGAGUUUGAAAGUUUAAUGGAUCCUUCCAGAAACCACAGGGCCUACCGGCUGACAGUGGCUAAGCUGGAGCCUCCUCUCAUCCCCUUCAUGCCUUUGCUCAUCAAAGAUAUGACAUUUACUCAUGAGGGGAACAAGACAUUCAUUGACAAUCUAGUCAACUUUGAAAAAAUGCGCAUGAUUGCAAAUACUGCCCGGACAGUGAGAUACUGCAGAAGCCAACCUUUCAAUCUUGACGCAGCUCAAGCUAACAAGAACCAUCAGGAUGUCCGGAGUUACGUACGGCAAUUAAAUGUGAUUGACAACCAGAGAACUUUAUCACAGAUGUCACACCGGCUAGAGCCUCGUCGGCCAUAA
This is a messenger RNA of Pipistrellus nathusii (Nathusius's pipistrelle), 1008 nucleotides long. Lineage: Eukaryota; Metazoa; Chordata; Mammalia; Chiroptera; Vespertilionidae. The record is from the annotation of a GenBank genome assembly.